AUGAAAUGGACGCAAAUAAGUGGUCGAGUAAAAGUUGCUGAAGGAGGGCCUAAUUUUGCUGGACACAAUGUUUCGGAAAUAAUGGUAGAAUUUUACUUGAUUGCAAAAAAACCAAGUGAAAUUGUCUUUAUAAUACAAAACCAUCGGCGCCUAACAGCAGAUCAGUUGCGAACUAAAAUAGUCUCAUCCAGCUCUCCCUAUUCAUUUGUAACAGGUUGUUUACCUCUUCAACUAUUAGUCAAAACAUCAUACCAGACAAAUAAUAUGUCUACGUUACGACGACCGACAAACAAAUGCGAGUGUCCAACCAUAAUGCUUGCUGCCAGUGCCCAAGACAAUUCCACUGGUUUGAACGACUUCUCCGUCACUUUAUUCGAAGACACAUUUUUAUAUGGUGGAAUGUGUUCGUAUAAAAUGGAGCAAGUCACAUUUUCUCUAAAAAAAUCUUGUUUUAAGAUAGGCUGUGUAAGUAUGCAUGUAAUAAAAGCCAAACAUCCUUAUAUGGCUUAUGUUUUUAAUAAUUUAAAUAAUAAUUCAAAAGAGAAAGUAUUUUGGGUAAAGGAUGUGGUAGUGGGUGCUACUAAUAUUAUUCAAGCUGCUUAA
Echinococcus granulosus is the source of this 603-nucleotide messenger RNA. RefSeq lists its product as hypothetical. The record is from RefSeq and is a predicted model, not a curated record. The coding region runs from base 1 to 603 and encodes 200 amino acids. The transcript has 7 exons. Lineage: Eukaryota; Metazoa; Platyhelminthes; Cestoda; Cyclophyllidea; Taeniidae.